Molecule: messenger RNA, 2088 nt
Organism: Drepanopeziza brunnea f. sp. 'multigermtubi' MB_m1
Lineage: Eukaryota; Fungi; Ascomycota; Leotiomycetes; Helotiales; Drepanopezizaceae
Biological process (GO): actin filament organization
Cellular component (GO): actin cytoskeleton
Molecular function (GO): actin filament binding
Source: RefSeq, a predicted model, not a curated record
AUGGCCUCUGUUACCUCCCUCGACAAAGACAUGCGCAAGUUGCGGCUUGACCGGUACACGCCUCAAGCUGCCAAUGAAGUGCGGGCGUUUAUAGAGGAAUCUCUGGGAGAGCGCCUUGCCCCUGGUGAUUUGCUGGACAGUCUGAAAGACGGAGUGGCUCUCUGCAAACUCGUCAACCUUGCGGCCCCAGACACCCUCCGAUUCAAAGCGAGAGCAGUAAUGCCCUUCGUUCAGAUGGAAAACAUAUCCCUCUUCUUAAGCGCUUGCAAAUCCGCGCCAUUCAAUCUCCAAUCCCACGAUACGUUCCUCACGGUUGACCUCUUCGAGUCUAAAGACCCGGCGCAAGUCCUCCAAUGUUUAGGCUCAUUCAGCAGGGCAGCGAAUCGCAUCAACCCCUCCAAGUUCCCAAGCCCAAUCGGCGGGAAGUCGCGAAAUGGGCUGAUGAGCCCUCAAGGGACGGGCUCUGGGGCCGUGGGCGGAGGUAGCUACGGAAAUAGAGGACGCGGUGUUUCUAAUGCCAGUAAUACAUCGUCGGCAUACAAUACCAGACCGUUAUCUUCGUUAACGCCUACGGAGACAGGGGGCUCGAAUAGUGGGAGGUGGAGUCCUUCGAAGAAUGCUACCCCAUUGUCCCCUGGGGUAAGUAGUUGGAGCAAGAAGUCAGACGAGGGGGCCACAUCCCCCGCCUGGAAUAUUGCGCAGUACGGGUAUAUGGGCGGUGCAAGCCAGGGCAAUCUGGGCGUUUCAUUUGGUGGUAGACGCCAGAUUACAAGUGCUGGUCCGAAAGUUCCCAGCCUGGCGGAAAAGGAGAAGAGGAGAAAAGAGCAAGAGGCCGAAUCAGAGCGUCAGAGAAUACACGCAGAAGGGGAUGAAAGAAAGCGUAUUGCAGAACGACACGCCGAAGAAGAGCGCUUGCGAAUAGAAGAGGAAGAACGAUGGGCCGAGGAGACCAGACAAAUGAGAGAAAAAGAGCGUCAAAAAGCUGACGAGGAAAGGCGGAAAUGGGAGGAAGAAGAGCAGAGAUGGCGCCAAGAGGAGGAGGCGCGACAGAGAGAGGAGCGCGAAGCUGAGGCGAGAUUGCAAGACGAGCGCAAGCGAGCACGCGGUAACAGCGAUGCUCGGUUGAGGGGCCAGUUUUUGAGUCAAUAUCAAGCCGAAAUUGGACUUUCGAAAGGAUCAAGCACUGGAGAAAGCCCCGAGAACAGUCGCAUCAAGGAAUUGGAGCGCGAGCUCGAGCAGGCCAGGGAGCGAGAGCGCCAAUAUGAGAGGGAGAGACAGGAAAAAUCAAAACAGCGGAACCGUCCUACAGUUGAAGAUCAUGAUCUGGCUGUUCGGGUCAAGGAAGAGAAUGCCAAAUUACGAUCGAGAUCACGCAGUCGAGUACGCAGUCGAUCACGCGCUCCGUCCCGGUCACACAAGGACCAGGAUGAAGUAUGGCGCGAAGACGAGAGAGACUACCUGCGAAAGCAAUGGGCAUCUCAACAGUCAGACGAGCCAGCACACACCCCACAGCCACCCUCGAAAUCCCCCCGUCCUCUCCCAGACCCUACGCCUUCGCUCCCGCCACGAGUAGCGAAGCAGGCUACGGGCUCUUCGCGACCACUUCCAGACCCAGCAAAAUACGCUUCCGCUAAAUCCCCUGAGCAGAACUUCUCGCCCAACCAAAACCGUACCGACCGCUUCCUCUCCGCUAACCCUGCACCCAAGCCAGUCCAAGCAAGCACGACCUACUCCAAUGAAAUCGGCGCUUUCGAUAGCUCUGCCGAGCGCGACGCCGAAGACCGCCGCCGCGUCCAGUCGCAGCAAAAGACAAAAGCCAACGGAUGGGCCUCCAAGUCUCUCCUUGAGCGAGAAAUGGAGAACGAGAGGCAGCGACAGCGGGAGUGGGAGGAGUCUCAGAAGGAGCUGAAGAGCAAAGUUCCGAAGGGAGAUGGUGUUGACGGUAUCGGCGGUGGGAUUGGAGGGAAGUGGGACGUCAAUCAGUGGACUGGGUAUACAGGUGGUGAUGGGCAGAAUAGGGGGACGCAGGGGAUUGGGGCUGGUCGACGGCAGAUUGUUGGGCCGAGACCUCCGCCUGGGGGACAUUGA